AUGGCAUCGGCGACGACAUGUGGUCUGAUUCUAUUGGGAAAUAGUGGAGUGGGGAAAAGCUUCUUAGCAAAUCGGUUGCUCGAUGAUGACGAAGCAUUUGAGAGCAGAUUCGCCGCUGGAUCUGUUACCCGCCAUACAGAAUGGAAAGACAUGCCGACAAAUAUUGGAAGAUAUACGUUCUCUGUGGCGAAUAUUCCCGGUUUGGUCGAAGCAAAUCAGAAAUUGAUUGAUGAAAAUCGCGUUGAAAUUAUGAAAGCAUUCGAGCAAUGUCCUUGGGCAAUCGUUCUCUUCGUUUUUGGACAAAACAAUGGACGAAUACCAGACGAAGACCUCGUUGCGUUUAUGCGCAUUAAUGAUGCGUAUGAAUUUCCAACUAAAUCAUUACUUCUGAUUGUCAAUGGAAUUCCAGCAGAUCGACCUCGUGAUUAUGAAGCGAAAACGGCGCAAUUACUUGAAGAACUCACCUCGAUAGACAAAAGUUACAUUUACUUUAUCGAAAAAUCAACAUCAGAAAACAGUAAAAGAGAUAUCCGUGAUCUUCUAUGUGAGGCAAUAUCAAAAUGUGAUCCCGUUCAUCACGAAAGGAAACACGAUAUUGAACUAAUGAGUGAUGAAAUUUCUCGAUUGAAAAUGGAGAGUAAGAAUCGACAAGAUCAACUAUUGGCACAGGAAACUGAACAUUCCAAGAAACAGAAAUUGAGUACAACUUUACACAAACAUCAAUCAUCCUCUCAACGAUUAUCGGCGACGACACCAAAACCAAAGCCUGAUUUCACAAAUGAUAAGAAGCGUUUUGAUGAUAUGAUGGAAGCCAUUGACGCCGAACAUGCUCGAAACAUGGAGAAACUCAAGAGAAUACAGGAAAACUCAAACACAGCUGCUAUUCAACAAUUGACUGAUCAAAUGAAAGCAGAAAAUGACUUAAACAAAGAACUACUUGAUCAUAUGUCAACGUCACCUAAAGUUGUCAUCGUUCGCGAAAAAAAACGAGAAAAAGGAUUGACUAAGAUAUUGAAUGCUGUUGGUGAUUUUAUUUUUGGCGAGCAACAAUCGGACGAACCUGAACAACAGGGAGCCUCACGUCGUUAUCAGUCGUCUGCUUCUCGCCCAUCGAACCAUCCUUAUCAAAGACCCGCUAAUAACUGA
Adineta ricciae is the source of this 1146-nucleotide messenger RNA. The record is from the annotation of a GenBank genome assembly. Lineage: Eukaryota; Metazoa; Rotifera; Eurotatoria; Adinetida; Adinetidae.